AUGUCAGUAAGAUCGUAUUUAGUCACUCUAAAGAAGCAAUUAGAGACCAACUCAAUUAAGUCCCCGUUAAGAUUUGUUACUGGUAAUCAAUCGGCUGAUUUAGAUUCAGUAAUUAGUGCCAUUAGUUUUGCAUAUUUCAAUUAUAAGAAGGACGAAUCCUUGUUAAUCCCGUUAAUUAAUAUAUCCAGAACUGACUUUAAGUUACGGAGGGACAUUGUUACCUUAUUGGAUUCCUAUUCAAUAACUGAGGAUAGCUUAUAUUUCAUUGAAGAUUUCAAAAGAAUAACUGCUUCCGAUGUUCCUAUUGAAUUAACGUUAGUUGAUCACUGUAACAUCCAAGGGGAUGUAUUCACUGACUAUCUUUCUAAAGGAAAGCUAGAUAUUGUUGGGAUUAUAGACCACCACCAGGACGAAUCAGUAUUUUUAAAUGCUAACCCAAGAAUAAUACAUAGUAAUGGGUCUUGUUCUGCGUUAGUCUUUAAUUAUUGGUAUGACCAAUUUAGUAAUAAAGAUAUCUUCUACGAAAAAGAUAAUGAAAUUGUUCCUUUGUUAUUAGGAUCUUUACUAAUUGAUACGUCAAAUAUGAGCCAGAAGGUUGAAGAAGGUGAUGUUAUCGCAUUUAAAGAAUAUCAAAAUAUUUUACAAAAGAAUGAAAUUUUACUCAAAGGGUUAGGAAACUAUGCUUGCCAAAGCACUGAUAAUAUUGAAAAAUUACUUAAGGGAUAUUAUAAGCAAAUAAAAGUAGCUAAAAAGGAUAUGAAAGGUUUCAAGUUUUAUGAUAUUUUAAAAAAAGAUUAUAAACAAUUCAAAUUCACCUCCAGAUGUAAUGUGUCUACAGUGGUUGGAUUUAGCUCAAUUGGUAAAUCUUUCUAUUGGUUAUUGUCAAACUAUUCUAUGCAAGAAAUAUCAGAAACUUUCAAUGAAAUCAUGAAGGAUUUUAAUUUAGAUCUUUUAAUCAUGACGACUUCCUAUACUAGACAAGAAAAUGAUCAAUACACAAGAGAGUUCAGUUAUGCUUUCAACUCAAGCAAUCCACGUAAAGAUAUUUUGUUGCAAUUAGCGAAUUUAGCUAACGAUGAAUUGAAAUUAGAUUCCGAUAUAUACAAGCUUGAAAAUCUUAACAGUUAUCUCGCUGACUUGGGAAAAGGUCAAACAUUUAAGAUCUACAAUCAAAACAACACAGCAGCUUCAAGAAAGCAAAUAGUUCCUGUUAUUAAGGAUAUUCUUGAGAAUAACUAG
Debaryomyces hansenii CBS767 is the source of this 1239-nucleotide messenger RNA. RefSeq names its product exopolyphosphatase. Bases 1 to 1239 code for a protein of 412 amino acids. Gene Ontology annotation, cellular component: cytoplasm. The record is from RefSeq and is a predicted model, not a curated record. Gene Ontology annotation, molecular function: exopolyphosphatase activity. Lineage: Eukaryota; Fungi; Ascomycota; Pichiomycetes; Serinales; Debaryomycetaceae. The transcript has a single exon.